GAGGUACCCACGCGCAAAAGCUCCGCCCCUCCCUCCGUCCAGUCCUGCUGCUCCCCACGUCCUCUAGGGUUUCGGCUUCCUCGCCAACAAUGGCGGCGGCGGGGGCGACCACCUCCAGGCGCGGCCCCGGCGGCGGCGGGGGCGCCAUGGACGACGAGAACCUCACCUUCGAGACCUCGGCGGGGGUCGAGGUGGUCACCAGCUUCGACGCCAUGGGGAUCCGCGACGACCUCCUCCGCGGCAUCUACGGCUACGGCUUCGACAAGCCCUCCGCCAUCCAGCAGCGCGCCGUGCUCCCCAUCAUCACCGGACGCGACGUCAUCGCCCAGGCGCAGUCCGGCACGGGGAAGACAUCCAUGAUCUCCCUCUCCGUCUGCCAGAUCGUCGACACCUCUGUCCACGAGGUGCAGGCAUUGAUACUGUCGCCCACUAGGGAGCUUGCCACACAAACAGAGAAAGUGAUGCAAGCUGUUGGUAACUACAUGAGUGUGAAUGUGCAUGCUUGUGUUGGUGGCAAAAGUAUCGGUGAGGAUAUUAGGAAGCUCGAGUCUGGAGUGCAAGUUGUGUCAGGAACACCGGGCAGAGUUUGUGAUAUGAUCAAGAGGAGGACCUUGCGCACAAGAGCCAUCAAGCUCCUAGUUCUGGAUGAAGCCGAUGAGAUGUUGAGUAGAGGUUUUAAGGAUCAGAUAUAUGAUGUCUACAGAUAUCUCCCCCCAGAACUUCAGGUUGUUUUGAUUUCUGCAACUCUGCCCCAUGACAUCUUAGAGAUAACUAGCAAGUUCAUGACUGAUCCAGUCAGGAUCCUUGUAAAGCGUGAUGAGUUGACCUUAGAGGGUAUCAAACAAUUCUUUGUUGCUGUUGAGAAAGAGGAAUGGAAGUUUGAUACAUUGUGUGAUCUUUAUGAUACGCUGACCAUCACCCAAGCUGUCAUUUUCUGCAAUACUAAGAGAAAGGUGGAUUGGCUUACAGAAAGAAUGCGCACCAACAACUUCACUGUAUCAGCUAUGCAUGGUGACAUGCCUCAAAAGGAAAGAGAUGCCAUUAUGAAUGAGUUCAGGGGUGGUUCAACCCGUGUUCUAAUCACAACAGAUGUCUGGGCUCGAGGGCUGGAUGUUCAGCAGGUCUCUCUUGUCAUUAAUUAUGAUCUCCCGAAUAAUCGUGAGCUCUACAUCCAUCGUAUCGGUCGAUCUGGACGUUUUGGGCGCAAGGGUGUGGCGAUCAAUUUCGUGCGCAAGGACGACAUCCGUAUACUGAGGGACAUUGAGCAGUACUACAGCACACAGAUUGAUGAGAUGCCGAUGAAUGUCGCCGAUCUUAUCUGAGCAAAGGUGGCGUGCGAACUACUGGAAGCUUUCUGCGUCUUUGUUUGGUUUGGGUUGAAAAAAAAUGUUUGGCCGUGGCUGUAUUUGCUCUGUAACCUAAGAAGCGGUUUGUCCGGUUGACAUGAAUGAAGUGUAUAUAUUUUCAAGAGUGGACCGGCUCGUGUAACACUCGAUCAUUGCCUUUUCUGCUUUGGACAUGACACCCUGUUAAAUUUAUUAGAAUUUUGGAUCACUCUUAUCUGUA
Molecule: messenger RNA, 1566 nt
Organism: Brachypodium distachyon (stiff brome)
Lineage: Eukaryota; Viridiplantae; Streptophyta; Magnoliopsida; Poales; Poaceae
Product: eukaryotic initiation factor 4A-III homolog A
Exons: 8
Coding region: 90-1322 (410 amino acids)
Cellular component (GO): nucleolus; catalytic step 2 spliceosome
Molecular function (GO): ATP binding; mRNA binding; RNA helicase activity
Source: RefSeq, a predicted model, not a curated record